Aphanomyces invadans is the source of this 1782-nucleotide messenger RNA. RefSeq lists its product as hypothetical. The record is from RefSeq and is a predicted model, not a curated record. The transcript has 2 exons. The coding region runs from base 1 to 1782 and encodes 593 amino acids. Lineage: Eukaryota; Oomycota; Saprolegniomycetes; Saprolegniales; Verrucalvaceae. Gene Ontology annotation, cellular component: plasma membrane.
AUGAUCAACACGUCCGACUACCUUGAGGCGACGACACCUAAGCCUGCAGACGUGAUAGAAGGGCACACCAUCGAUGGUUUAGCCGGGGACACUGCGAUCCUCCCUCCCAAGCACAAACCGCACGGCGUCUGGUUGCUUGGUCAUUGUGUUGUCGGGUUGCUUAUGGUGUUGGUCAUGCUCACCCCCAUGGGCUACAACCUCCCUGUGUACCCCAUUGAGUUUUCGACCCCCAUCUCGGUGUGGUGGGGCGUCAACCCGAAAGUGAAGAACAGCGGCAACCCGGAAAUGGUCGUCCCAACUUACUUUUUCCUCGGUUCGGUGUUGCCUGUCGUAGUCGGGGCAGUGUUGAUGGCGUACAUGCGCGCUAAGGCCAGCGUGUUCAUUUCUCCGUUUUCCACCCUUCUCCACCGCAAACCACGAUUGUUCAAACACAAGGUCAGCUAUGGCGAGCUCCUGUUCUUGAUGGUCAUGUUUGUUGGGAACGCGAUUGUGUUUUCGUACCAGUACAAAAAACGCUUCAAGCCAUCGGGCACGACAAACGAUCGAAUCAAGGCCAUUGCGACGUCCCUGGGGUUCUCUGGCUUGUACAACUUGAUCUUUCUCUCUCUACCGGCAAGUCGCCAUUCGCUGUGGAUGGAAUGGCUAAACAUUCCGUUUGCCAACGGCGUCAAGUACCAUCGGUGGCUUGGGGUUGCCUCGAUCGUGUCGUUCGUGGUCCACACGAUCGUAUUCGUGGUAUACUACGUUCGCACCAAGACGUUGAGCAAGAUGCUUCCGUGCUUUGACUGUGACGUUGCCGUGGAUGGCAAGAUGAACUGGGAGAACCUAUUUGGUGAACUCUCGCUAUUGUGUAUGCUUGUCAUGGGAGCGACGUCGCUGCCGUACGUACGCCGCCACUACUACUCGGUCUUUUACGCCACGCACUUCCUCUUCAUCCCUGCCUCCCUCUUCGCUGUCCUUCACUGGGGCAAUAUCAUCUACUUCCUCUUUACGUCGAUGGUGCUGUACAUGGUCAACCGUCUGCUGUCCACGUCGUCGAUCACGACCCCCGUCGCCAUCAAGCGCGCCGUGCCAGUGUCGUCGGACGUUGUCGAAAUCUCGUUCGAAUGUACCACGGGCUACAACCCCGGUGACGCCGUGUGGAUCAAAGUGCCCGCGCUUUCCAAGACGCAAUGGCACCCUUUCAGCCUGUACGUCACUCAAGAAGAUGCGACAGAAUUCGACUUUUACGAUGACAAGAACGGCAACCAAACCAAAAAGUUUUCCGGGCAGGAGGAUAGCCUUCCUCGCUCCUUCGACAUCCAUCAAGUCCACAUGGAGCCAAAACCGUACACCCACGCAAACACGCUCAAGCGUGUCUUGAUUCUGGUGCUCUGCUUUGCCUUUAGCUGCGCCCUUGUUGCCGUAGCCACCCAUGGCUAUGUCCUCGCAACGUUUUCCUCGGCCCGGUGGAUUGUUCUUCGUACAGUUCAGUUUUUCGCGGUCGUUGUCGGGUGCUACCUCGCGUACUUUGUCGUGCGACUCCCGAAAACCCCCAUCGGCGUUGCAAUUGCUGACGAUGGCGGACGCCAUGCCGAGAAAGCGAUGCGUGCCGAUGACGUGACCGAGCAUUUCCAAGUACAGACGGGUCGCGCAGACUUGGCUCAGACCUUCCAAACCAUUCAAGCACAUGCUGCCGGCUCAUUCGCCGUGUACGUAUGCGGCCCCAAGAGUUUGGUGCGCGCCGUGGAUAAACUCGGUCAUGGCAAAUUUCCAGUGCAUCACGAAGAUUUUGAAAUGUAG